AUGGCAGAACAGAUCAGUCACAAGAAGUCUCUCAGAGUCAGCAGCCUGAACAAAGAUAGAAGACUGCUCUUAAGAGAAUUCUAUAACUUAAAGAAUGAACCAAACAAGGGUGAAGAAGAUGCACAAAUAGAAGGAACAGCCAAUAAGUCUCACUCUGACGAGGGACAAGUUGCGGCUGGAAACUUAAAUGCUGAAGGAAACAGGGAAAAACAGGCGAAGAAGGACGAAUUGAAAGUAGCUGAAGAGGACCCCAAGGAGGAGUCAGAAGAUACCAAUGAAGAGAUAGGAAACCUGCCUUUUAAAAGGCUAGUACAGAUUCAUAACAAGCUAUUGGGAAAGGAAACUGAGACAAACAAUUCUAUAAAAAAUACUAUUUACGAAAAUUAUUACGACCUAAUAAAAGUCAACGAUCUUCUCAAAGAGAUUACAAACGCUAAUGAAGACAAAGUUGGUAAGCUGAAGCAAACCGUGGAAUCUUUAAUCAAGGAACUGUGA
Saccharomyces mikatae IFO 1815 is the source of this 495-nucleotide messenger RNA. RefSeq names its product Vps51p (gene VPS51). Lineage: Eukaryota; Fungi; Ascomycota; Saccharomycetes; Saccharomycetales; Saccharomycetaceae. The coding region runs from base 1 to 495 and encodes 164 amino acids. The transcript has a single exon. The record is from RefSeq and is a predicted model, not a curated record.